Racocetra fulgida is the source of this 439-nucleotide messenger RNA. NCBI's taxonomy places the organism in Eukaryota, Fungi, Glomeromycota, Glomeromycetes, Diversisporales, Gigasporaceae. The record is from the annotation of a GenBank genome assembly.
AUGAAGAAGUAUCAAUUUUUGGAUAUUGGCUCCCAUCAGAAAGUACAAAAUAUUCCUUUUGGUUAUCAUUAUAAAACAAUAUCAGAUCUUACUGAAACACAGAAAGAAUGUAUAAAAGAGUGCAUAGCGGAAGCUAGCAUAUUGGAAAGACUAUCACCGUUAGUCUCUGCUUAUUAUAUAAUAGUUGGUUUGUUAUCAGGAAUAACAAGAAUAUUUUCCCCAUCUGCAUGUACUGAUUGGCCGUAUAUUUCAGUCUUAUUAGCUUGGACAAUUGUGGUGGUCUAUAAAAGAUCAAUUUGUGGAAAAAUAUUAGUAAAAAGCCCUGAAGAUAUGCUACAAGAGUACAUAAAUAAUAAGAAACUUGUGUUAGAUGACAAAAUACGUGUAAAAGAUAAUGAACCAGAUCUAAAACUUAGACGAACCUUGUUUAUAAUUAUUG